Molecule: messenger RNA, 1712 nt
Organism: Scomber scombrus (Atlantic mackerel)
Lineage: Eukaryota; Metazoa; Chordata; Actinopteri; Scombriformes; Scombridae
Gene: psmc3ip
Product: PSMC3 interacting protein
Exons: 8
Coding region: 38-676 (212 amino acids)
Biological process (GO): meiotic strand invasion involved in reciprocal meiotic recombination; meiotic joint molecule formation; homologous chromosome pairing at meiosis
Cellular component (GO): condensed nuclear chromosome; DNA recombinase auxiliary factor complex
Molecular function (GO): double-stranded DNA binding; recombinase activator activity
Source: RefSeq, a predicted model, not a curated record
AGACUGGAGACAUAAAGUGAAUGAGGAGUAAUUAGAGAUGAGUAAAAAGGAUAGCGGUGCCACUGUCAUCCUUGCCUAUCUGAAUGAGAAGAACCGCCCCUACAGUGCUCAGGAUGUCUUCUGUAAUCUCCAAAAGGAGCAUGGAUUGGGGAAAACGGCAGUGGUCAAAGCCAUGGAGCUGUUGGCCCUUGAGGGCAAGAUAAAGGAGAAGGUGUAUGGCAAGCAAAAGAUAUAUUUUGCAGAUCAGGCUCAGUUUAAAGAUGUGAGUGAUGCAGACCUGAAGGCAAUGGACAGUCAGAUCUCAGAGCUCAGUGCGGAGGUGCAGUCCCUCACCCAGAGCUGCAAACAGCUGGAUGCAGAGCUCAAAGAACUCAAUAGUUCCUUGACAACAGAGGAAAUGAUCUCAGAGAUCCGAGAGCUGAAAGCGGAGUGUUCUGGGUACAGAGCACGUCUGGAGAAGAUAAAGUCGGCCACAAAUCACGUCACACCAGAAGAGAAAGAGAAGGUUUAUAAAGACAGAGAUGUUUAUGUGAAAGAGUGGAGGAAGAGGAAGAGAUUGGCUUCAGACAUGAUAAAUGCAAUCCUGGAGGGAUAUCCUAAGAGCAAAAAGGAGUUCCUGGAUGAGGUUGGAGUGGAAACCGAUGAGGACUGUAAGGUGGCUGUUCCAAGUACAUGAAAAAACAAAUGAGUGCUUGUUCAGCGUCUUCGUCAGUGUGUGCAGUGCUUAGCUAAGAAAAUAAGAUUACACAUCAGAGCAGUCCGAGUCACAGCACAUUUAUUUAUAGCCAGUUUCUUUUGAACAAACAGUACAUUUUUAAUAAAUGUCAAAUGGGGGGAAAAACAAACUUUGAAAUUGAAAGUAUACAAAAACAGCUCUUCCAUUUGAGGCACUAACUCUACAUUAUAUCAUUAGACAGCACUGAGGGAUGCUUGUCACGUCAUAAGCCACGUUGGUUUAAUUUUUCCCUUUUUUUAUGUUUAAAGCUAUUAAAUCAAUCCUGAGCCUAUAUCAACUUAUUAUUCAUUAUAUCUUUGAGAAAUGCACAUUAUUUGUUGUUCUUAUUACUGUUCAAGUCCAUCUGUCUGCCAUUUUGUUUGAAAAGUGUACAUAAGGCUUGUAAUGUAUAAAGCAUGGGUGUUUAUAAGUGACCCUCAGGUAUUGAGGGUUUGUCCCUUUUUUCCUUUAUUUUUUAUCAUUAUUUUUGUCUUCUCACUCUUACUGCCAAGUUAUUAAAUGUUCAUGAUAGUAACUUUUGACACUGAAGUCCAAACUGAAAUUUUCUUUAUCAACUAUCUGAAAACACUGAGGUUUAACAGGUUCAUUGGCUGCAGAGAGAAAUCAUUUGCACUUAUUUCCUGUCGUCUUUUGCACUUUGUUUCUUCAUUAAGUUUUGGCCAAAUUUAACAGGACACACACGUCAUACAUUUAUUUUACAUAGGUUGACAUCUCUCUUUGGAUGGUGAUGGCUUUUUUAAAAACAACUAUCAAGGGACAACAUUUAAAGCAACAGGCAACAAAAUAUCCCUGCGAUUAAAGCAACAACAGUAACGAAACUCUACACGUUAUCCAACCCCACGUGUAUGUCAAAGCCAUCAAGGCAAUUAGCUUCAUUUCAUCUAUCUAAAAAUUCCCUGUUUUUCAUUGUGGCUGUAACUCUUUGUGCCAUUCCCAGACCAUGAUCUCGCCUGGCACCUGUGACUAGCGCAGGCAA